This is a messenger RNA of Ostrea edulis (European flat oyster), 1546 nucleotides long. Its product is annotated as INO80 complex subunit B-like. Gene Ontology annotation, cellular component: Ino80 complex. The transcript is spliced from 9 exons. Bases 109 to 1023 code for a protein of 304 amino acids. Gene Ontology annotation, biological process: chromatin remodeling. NCBI's taxonomy places the organism in Eukaryota, Metazoa, Mollusca, Bivalvia, Ostreida, Ostreidae. The record is from RefSeq and is a predicted model, not a curated record.
GUACGUACGAGCUAUUCAUAUAACAGAACGUUCACUUCCGGUAGAGGCAUGAAAAAACAUUAUAAUUUAGAUUAAUUUACAAAUAGUUUUGCUUUCUGUUCAACGUCAAUGGGUAAACGUAAAGAAUCGGGGACAGAAGAGGACAUUUUCUCUGAUUCUUCAGCGGUAGGGCACAAGAAGCACAAAAAGCACAAGAAAAAGCACAAGCGGAAGAAGGAGCAGGGCGAGGAUUAUGCUGUGAUUCCUGAGGGAGGGACCAGCGGGGGGUCCAAAAUCAAACUCAAACUGAAAAUUGGUGGACAGACAUUGGGAACCAAGAGCUUGCCCUCUGUGGAGAAGACAGAAAACAGUGGGGAAGAUUCACCCAUCAUCGAUGUCACGGACGAAACCUGGGGGGUUGAUGAAUCGGCCUUCAUGACAAAGAAAAAAGGCGAGGACACAUCUGAUGAGGAGAAGGAAUGGCUGGAUGCUCUGGAGAAGGGGACACUAGACGACUCGGGAAUGCUGAAGAGGAGCAAGGACCCCAAACUCAUGACCGCUCGACAGAGGGCGCUGAUUCAUGGACAACAAGCCGAGCUACUACAACUGCCAUCAGGAUAUAAAACAGUAGAACUUACAGAGGAACAGGUGGAGAAACGGCAACAGAGAGCCAAAAAACGUCGGCAACAGGCCCAGGAAAAACGUGAGAAAGAUAAAAAACAAACUUUAGACAGACUUCUGAAAAAGCAGGAGGCCAAGUCAAAAGGUCCAAAGACCAAAGGCUCUAAGAGAAGCAACAUUCCCCGAGUCCGCUACAUCAACAACAAGUCCGAGGUGUCUAUCAGUGUUCCAGUGGGGAUACAGUUUCCAUUUCUGUCGCAGAAAGCCGAACCUUGCAAACCAGCAGUGAAUUGUGGCGUUAGCGGGUGUAAAAACCUGAAGCGGUAUUCAUGCUCCAGAACAGGAGUUCCUCUGUGUAGUUUGGACUGCUAUAAAAAGAACAUGGUGCUGAGUAGCACAAAAUUACCGAUUCCUGUCACGUGAUCCACCUCUCGGUUGACCUAUAGAGCUUCCUGUUGAUUUGUAGAGUUCAAGGUCCAUUGGUGUUGAUGGACGUCAACAAAGACCGUCCAGUCCAUGUGAGCCUCAUUUGUGUGAAGAUAUUGGUUGAAUGAAAUCAGUUUCAUGCUACAGACAGUUUUUGGAUAUUUAUGAUAAUGGCUAAAUACUUACGCAGUAUUAAAUGAAUAAAUUUUCCACAAAGGUCUCUAGAAAUUGUACAGAUUUUGAAACUAUUACAUAACAGGACAACCAUACAUGUAGUUAUACGACAGUAUUCAUUAAUACUGGGUUUUUAACUAGGUCUGCUGUUUUCUUCAAAUCCUUCUUAUCCUAUGUUUUCAUUCAAACUAUACAUGUAGGAAGAAAUGUGUAUUUGUUUUGAAUGAAGCAUGUAUAUUUCAAAGAUAAAAGAAUUGAUCCUCUAGAGCAGAGCUCAUUGACAAGUAUUCUAGGUGAGAUGUUUAAGGUUUGGUAUAUUAAUUUUUCAUUAAAGCACUACAUCAAA